This is a messenger RNA of Linepithema humile (Argentine ant), 3610 nucleotides long. Lineage: Eukaryota; Metazoa; Arthropoda; Insecta; Hymenoptera; Formicidae. The record is from RefSeq and is a predicted model, not a curated record.
ACGGACUCAGUCCUCCAGCGAACUCCACACCGAGGACUUGUUGAUCCAGUGUAGACUUACCUACCCGAGCGGUAGCUGAUCCUACCCGGCCGAGGUGCAAAGGCGUUCCAGGCGAGCCUAGCCAGGACGCAAACGUUUUAGUGCCGAAGAUCAGAUUAUCGCCAACAAUAUGAAAGCCUGUACGAUAAUAACGUUAGUGUUUGUGGCGAGCUCAUCGUAUAAAGCUGUCGAGGCGUGGGGUGGCCUCUUCAACCGUUUCAGCCCCGAAAUGCUGUCUAACCUCGGCUACGGCAGUCACGGAGGUUACAUGAACCGUCCUGGGCUAUUGCAGGAAGGAUAUAACGGCAUAUACGAAGGAGGCGAAUCCACAGAAGAACCUUGUUACGAGAGAAAAUGCGUGUACAAUGAUCAUUGCUGCCCAGGUUCUAUUUGCGUGAAUAUCGAUGGAGUUGUUGGAACAUGCGUCUUCGAUUUCGGUAUGAAGCAAGGCGAACUCUGCAGGAGGGAUAGCAAUUGCGAAACUGGCUUGAUGUGCGCGGAAAUGCCUGGACGCGAAACAAAAUCGUGUCAGCCGCCGACUACUUCGAAUAAAUUAUACAAUGAAGAAUGCACUAUGUCAGGCGAGUGUGACAUCAGCCGUGGGCUGUGCUGUCAACUGCAAAGGCGACACCGACAAACUCCCAGAAAGGUUUGCUCGUAUUUCAAGGACCCUCUAGUCUGCAUCGGCCCGGUGGCGACAGAUCAGAUCAAGUCCGUGAUCCAGUACACCUCCGGCGAGAAACGGAUCACCGGACAAGGCAACCGUCUGUUCAAGCGGAUGCCGUUCGCCUAAACGCACGCUCGUCGUACCUGGCAGCACGACAGAGGGGAAGUAUAUAGUAUAAGAUAAGCUACGAGAAAAUCAAAUCCUCCUUUAGUCGUUGUGAAGAUAACUUAGAUCUAAGUCUGUCGAUUCGACAUUAUCUGGAUCUCCUUCCUAGUCCUGACACUCCUCUACGCCAAUAAUACACCGGGAAAUAUUGCGAUAGUAAAGUAAGAACCAUGCGAUAAAAAAAAAAAAAGAUGAAACUAUAAGUGUUACUCGGGGAGGUGUUACUUCGAGGCUGUUUCUUCUUCGGAUACAACACGACUGAAGAAUCCGCAACACAUAUCAUAGUAACCCGUCUCAUAGGUCUCUAGAAAUAAGGGACACGCUAGCGUAGUCGUGAUAAAGAAGAAGAGCGCGCUGAUGAAUAAGAGCGCCGUUCGAUACGAAGAUGUUUCUUAUUGAUUUAGGGGUAAGGUAUAUAUGGGGACGUUUGAGAGAAAAGUUUCACUAGACGGUUGGUUUGUCUACCAGUCUACCGAUUGAGCUUUCCUUUCGAAUUAUAGUAAAAGAUUAGUGGAUCACUUAUAACUGUUCGUGAUAAGUCGUGGUUAUAGUGAUAAGUAUAAUAAAUGAGGCGGAAAGGCGUGCACAAAAGAAGAUAAAGUCUUUAUUAUCGUCGCGGUAUUGACACUGACAAUUUUCAUUUCUAUUGCUUAACUGUACUUUCAUCAAGCUAAUCUAUAGAAUCUAUCGAUCAGCAAAGUUCUAUCUUUCAAAAAAAAAAAACAGUAUAAUAAUAUACGUCCAUAUAUAAUGUCCAUAAUGACUGCUGAUACAAUAUUAUUGCAAACGAAAUUUUUUUUAACAAUGUAAGAAAUUUCAAUACUAAUACCGCGAACGAUAACGUUUAUAAGAAUCGACUAUUGAUCGAAUCUGUGUUUUUUAGCUGCAUUUUUAGCUGCACUUGCUUGUGUAGUCUAUACGUACUUUACAGUGGCGUGUAUACGAUAAAGUUUUAUCGUGAAUAUUUCUUUCAAAACUUAUCAAAAUAAUUUAUAUAUUGACACAAAUAAACAUAAUCUACUACGUAUAAAUUAUGCACAUUUACACAAGGAGAAAUCACUUUCUGCGUGUGAGAAACAUUUCUACAUUAACGCAUACAUUAAAAUGAGAACUCAAACCAGAAAUAUUUAAAAGGUGUCAUGAAUAAUUCCGGAAAGCAUUCUAAAUUUUUAAGCGCCGUUUGGCUGUUGAAAUUUUGUCGUUUAUAAAAUAUAUUGUCAUGCCUUUGACAGAAUAGCAAGAUAAAGAUAAUGCAGCUAAAACAAACAGAGCUAUCGUCGAUACGUUGCAAAUCGUGACUUACAUUUUUAGUUGGGAAUCGAGAGAUUUCAACGAGUUAGAAUGCCAGCAGUCUAGCGGGACGUGGCGAGAAAUAUACGUCUGCAGUGGCGAAUUUAAAGCCUGAAUAAAACAGCAUGAAAAAAGGUGUACGAUUGAAAAUAACAUUUGCAGUGGAACCAAAUAACAUUUUCAAUUACGAUGGCAUUUUCUAUUUUAUCGCUGACAGACGAACAUUCCAAGCACAAAUAGUCGUAAAUUCGCAGAACGAUUUAAGAACCCGUCAAUAGUCGUCGCUCUUAACGGUCCCCCCAAGAAACCGGUUGCCUAUAAAUCCGCCACUGUGCACGUCCUGCUGAUUAUUCAAACGCACAGAUCGAAGUAUUUGCUUUUUUUCUUUCCCAUUUUAUGAACGGAUGUCGCGAACAAACGCGAAGUGUCGUUCGGACAGUCUCAACGAGACGGAGAAGUAUUUUCUACAGGGGGAACAGCUGAAAAAGGCGCAAAUAGCUUAGAAUCCGGUCGAUGUUUCGAAUCUACCCUUAGGAAUCGUACUUAGAUGUUUACUCAACUAACAUUUAUCCCUGUCCUUGAAUAUCGGAUAUAUAUUUAUCCCUAUCCUCAUCUCCAAACAAGAAAAAAAAACUUUACACACUGUCCGUGUGCAUAUUGUACUCGUAAUGUAAAUCGUACUGUGGCGUUGCGAGUGCAACAAGAUAUUUUAAAGCAUAGGAGGAUUAUUAUACUGUAAAUGAUACAUAUCAAAGAAGAAGUUUUGCUUCUCACUAGCUUAUAUAUUCCAAAGAUAUAGCGUUAUAUAUAAAUAUACACAUAUACGAUAUACCAAAGGAAAAGAGGAAGAGACACUUUAACUCUUAGUGGAAAAUAUAUAGGUGUGCGUAUUGUUCGUAAAAAAAAAAAAAAACAAGAAAAUUCUGAAUGAACAUUAAAAGAAAGAAGUUAUUAAAAAUCGCGGAAAUCGCUCUGUUAAGUAUUAAUCGCGGAAAUCGCUCUACCGAGUAAUAAAUAUCGUGGAAAUCGCUCCAUUAAUUGUACUAACGUUAUAAUGAAAUCGUAAUACUAAAUAUGCAAUAUAUAUAUACAUAUAUAUUGUCUGUGGCUACCGUUAUGUGAAAUAUUACUCUGUGGAAAUUCGUUAUAAUAUUAAUCGUUACUGACGUCGGAGAAAGCGCAAUGUUAAAUCGAUUGCACGAUGUCUUAAAAGUAAUCGUGGGAGGCACAGCGUUUUUUGAACUCACGUUACGCAUACAACAACAACAGCAACAGUAAACAAUAACAAACAGCAACAACAGAAAUGUUCUAAUCUCACAGUAUGCGUAGAGUACCUAUCAUCUGUCUUAUUAAAAGGAAAAACUCUCAGCAAACCGUCGCUUUUUACGGCAUUGGUGCUAUAAUCGCCGAGAGAAUCCCUUAUGUGAAAGUAUAUUACAAUUAAUUCUC